AUGGCUCCCACGAUCCAUCUCGUGCGCCACGCCCAAGGCUACCACAACCUCUGCGUCGAAAACGAAAAACUGCCAGACCCAGACCUCACGCCCCUCGGCAACGAGCAAUGCGCCCAUCUACGCAGCGCAUUCCCUCACCACGACAAGCUCCGCGGCCUGGUCGCCUCGGGCAUGCGCCGCACGCUGUACACCUGCCUCCAGUCCUUUGGCACCGACGAGCUCGGCCCCGUGAUUGCGCUGGACACCCUCCAGGAGUGCUCCGACGCCCCCUCAGAUACCGGGUCGUCAAUUGACAAGCUGGCGGCCGAGUUUGGCGAAAGGGCCGACCUGAGCAGGAUGCGCGAGGGAUGGAACGUCAAGGGGGAGGGAAGCUAUUUCGAGCCCGCGCUCGAUAAGCUGGCGGCGAGAGCGAGAGAGGCGAGGAAAACGCUGAGGGAGAUUGCCACCGGCCUGGGAGACGAUUCGCACAUUGCCGUUGUGUCUCACGGAGCGUUUCUGCACUUCUUGACGGAGGAGUGGCACGGGAUUACCAACACAUAUCCCACAAGCUGGAAGAAUUGCGAGUACCGCACCUUUCAGUUUGUUGAUUCCACGGGCCAGGAUCCCGACGCCGAGAUACGCGAGACAGACGAGAGCUGGCGCCGGCGACAUGGCACCCUGAAGGUUCCCACCGCAGAGGAACAGCGUGAGCUGCGCCAGAUGAUGGAGCGGGAACUCUUGCCCUUUUUCAAGAUGAAGAAUCACAUAUAA
Trichoderma aggressivum f. europaeum is the source of this 750-nucleotide messenger RNA. RefSeq lists its product as uncharacterized. Gene Ontology annotation, molecular function: phosphatase activity. The transcript has 2 exons. Bases 1 to 750 code for a protein of 249 amino acids. Gene Ontology annotation, cellular component: cytoplasm. The record is from RefSeq and is a predicted model, not a curated record. Lineage: Eukaryota; Fungi; Ascomycota; Sordariomycetes; Hypocreales; Hypocreaceae.